AUGGUGGAGUCCUCAGAUAAUCCCAGUCCAGGGUGUGGGUCUGUAUGCAACGAGUCCGCAGCCUCAGAGGGACGGGGGCCGCCUGUGUUGGUCGACGCCUGGCUGGUGCCCACCUUCUUUGGCCUCAUCAUGCUGGUCGGCCUGGUGGGAAACUCGCUGGUCAUCCAUGUGGUCACCAAACAUCAGCAGAUGAAGACUGUCACCAACUUUUUCAUAGUAAACCUGGCCACGACUGACAUCUUGUUUCUGGUGUGCUGUGUGCCCUUCACUGCCACACUGUACCCACUUCCCAGCUGGAUCUUUGGAGAGUUCAUGUGCCGACUAGUGAACUACCUUCAGCAGGUGACUGCUCAGGCCACAUGCAUCACUCUAUCAGCGAUGAGCGUUGACCGCUGCUAUGUGACGGUCUAUCCUCUGCAGUCACUGCGGCACCGCACCCCCCGCAUGGCUCUGGCCAUCUCUGUCUCUAUUUGGAUAGGCUCCCUGCUGCUGUCCAUUCCUGUGGCCGUGUACCAGCGCCUGGAGGCAGGAUACUGGUUUGGUCCUCAGACGUACUGCACUGAGAUCUUCCCCUCGGCCCACCUCCAGAGAACCUUCAUCAUCUACAGCUUCUUGGCCGUCUACCUGCUGCCCCUGCUCACCAUCACUGCCUGUUACGCCUUCAUGCUCAAGCGCAUGGGCCAACCCAGCGUCAACCCUAUCGACAGCAGCUACCAACUCCAGGCUCAGACUGAGCGAGCAGUCGCAGUGCGGGCCCGAGUCUCUCGCAUGGUGGUGGUGAUGGUGGCCCUGUUCCUCAUCUGCUGGGGCCCCAUCCAGGUCUGCAUCUUGCUGCAGGCGUUUGGUCUCCGCAGUUACGUGCUGUACAAGCUGAAGAUCUGGGGUCAUUGCAUGUCUUACUCCAACUCCUCUGUCAACCCCCUGGUUUAUGCCUUCAUGGGCAACAAUUUCAGAAAGGCCUUCAGACACGCCUUCCCCGCCAUAUUUCUGUGGCGCACCAGGAGCAGAGUCCGAGUGGGCAACGUGGACACAGAGGAAGGGCGGGAGAUUGAUCGACAGUCUCCCAGAGCAGACGCAGAGAUGCACUUUCUUUCAUCUGGGUCCUAAAGGCCACUUUGAACAUUUGGAUACUGUACAUGCAUCAUUUAUUUAUAGUUUGUUCUGGACAUGAGAGCAGACCACCCACAGUGCUAUACU
Messenger RNA from Solea solea (common sole), 1197 nucleotides. RefSeq names its product KISS1 receptor b (gene kiss1rb). The record is from RefSeq and is a predicted model, not a curated record. The transcript has 6 exons. The coding region runs from base 1 to 1107 and encodes 368 amino acids. Gene Ontology annotation, biological process: neuropeptide signaling pathway. Gene Ontology annotation, cellular component: membrane. Gene Ontology annotation, molecular function: G protein-coupled peptide receptor activity. Lineage: Eukaryota; Metazoa; Chordata; Actinopteri; Pleuronectiformes; Soleidae.